AUGUCUGAGCAAAUUCUCGCAGGAAAGACGUGUCUCGUGACCGGUGGAGCUGGUGGAUUGGGCAAGGCGAUUGCCACUCACUUCCUCGGCGCUGGCGCCAAUGUGGUAAUUUGCGACAUCAACGAGGAGCGUCUGCAAGAGGCCUCCGCCGAGUUGUCCUCAAAGGGACCCCUGCGAGCCAUCAAGGCAGAUAUCACCAAAGUGGAGGAGGUGCAGAGUCUGUUUGACGAGCUGAUCCGGGAAUUUGGCAAGAUUGAUGUCUUGGUGAACAACGCCGGAAUCAUGGAUCAUUUCGCUCCAGUUGGCGAUCUGGAUGUGGAACAGUGGGAGCGAGUGAUGGCCCUGAACCUCACUGCGCCCAUGAUUCUGAGCAAAAUGGCUGUUCGUAACAUGCUUGAGCAGCCAAAGCCUGAUGGCCGGAUUAUCAACAUUGUCUCUGUCGCCGGUCGAGCUGGAUGGGCCGCCGGUGCCGCUUAUACGGCCAGCAAGCACGGUCUGGUUGGUCUGACCAAGAACACUGCUGCCUUCUACGGCAACAAGGGCAUUCGCUGCAACGCCAUGAUGAUGGGUGCUAUGAACACCAACAUUGCCGAUGUGUUCAAGACCGGCAUGCACAUGGAGGGCUAUAAGAAGAUGAAUUCCGUCUAUGAGUCCAUCCAGGCCCCUCCCUGCGACCUAGAUGAGGUUGCUGGUUUCUGCGUUAACUUGACCUACGGCAAGGGUGCCAGUGUCAUCAACGGCGCGUGCAUUGCCAUCGACAACGGCUGGACCUGCGUUGUUGGCUAG
This is a messenger RNA of Penicillium subrubescens, 786 nucleotides long. RefSeq names its product SDR family NAD(P)-dependent oxidoreductase. Bases 1 to 786 code for a protein of 261 amino acids. Gene Ontology annotation, molecular function: oxidoreductase activity. The transcript has 2 exons. NCBI's taxonomy places the organism in Eukaryota, Fungi, Ascomycota, Eurotiomycetes, Eurotiales, Aspergillaceae. The record is from RefSeq and is a predicted model, not a curated record.